Messenger RNA from Maylandia zebra (zebra mbuna), 745 nucleotides. NCBI's taxonomy places the organism in Eukaryota, Metazoa, Chordata, Actinopteri, Cichliformes, Cichlidae. The record is from RefSeq and is a predicted model, not a curated record.
UGGUUCCUCGGUCCUUUCUAUCACCUGAUCAGACUCUUCCACCCUGACUACGUCAAACCUCUGUUAAUGGCACCUGCCAGCAUGACAAUGAAAAAGAGUCUCAUUUAUCACCACCUACAGCCUUGGCUAGGACACAGUGUGCUGAUCAGAAAUGGCCAGGUGUGGUUUCGUAAAAGACGACUGCUGACUCCAGCUUUUCAUUUUGAUAUUUUAAAGAGCUACAUUACCAUAUUUAACUCCUCGUCUAAAAUCAUGCAUGUUUUCCUGGUUUACCCCUACCGUCGUCUCAAUAAAGGAUCACUUUUCUGUUACAUCUUACAACUCCUCGUCUUCAUCUGCUUUUGGGUCCUGUUUCCAUACACAUCGGCGCACCCCGCCGUGACAGCCUGACAGGCCUUUGGAUUAUUUUUUUUUUUGUUGUUGUUGUUUUCCUGACUGAAGUCCCUUAAAGUGCCCCCUCUUGUUUGCAGCCCCAUCAUAACCUUGACCCCAGAUGUUUCAAUCUUCAGAUUAUUUUCUUCCAGUACAGCCAUUACUAGCUUUUCAACAGCAUCUCCAGUAGCUAACUCCAAAUUACACACCUGAAGGAAGUGCUCCUUGAUUUCCAUAUUGUGUACAUAUCUGACAACAAAGGAAACCUGCUUGGUGUGAACACCUCUGUGGUUUCAUCCAUUAAUAUAGGAAAACACACACUUCUUCAGUCUCAGCUAACUGCAGGAAGUCACUUGGAUGAGUGACGAAACGC